This is a messenger RNA of Arvicola amphibius (Eurasian water vole), 657 nucleotides long. It is a transcript of the gene Epcip, whose product is annotated as chromosome 10 C21orf62 homolog. The record is from RefSeq and is a predicted model, not a curated record. NCBI's taxonomy places the organism in Eukaryota, Metazoa, Chordata, Mammalia, Rodentia, Cricetidae.
UGGCUCAUGAAGGAGAAAGAGGAACACACCAGUCCAUGCUGGACAAGAAUGACACCACCUUCCAGCCUCUGCCUGCUUCUGCUCGGAGCUCUAGGCAUUGCUUCACUUGGCCGCUUCACAAAAGGUCAGAACGGCACACUGAUUCCCACAAAGGGAAAUAAUCGGAACUGCAGCUGCCCUGUGGACAUCAGGGACUGUGACUACAGUUUGGCCAACUUGAUGUGCAGCUGCAAAUCUGUCCUUCCUCUUGAUGUGGAGCAAACCAGCUCAGGCCAUCUGGCCAUCUGGUUCACAGACACAUCCACUUUGAGUCACUUGCUGAAGUUCACUCUAGUCCACGACUUGAAGCUUUCCUUGUGUGGUUCCUACACCCUCCCCACCAUGUACCUGGCUAUCUGUGGGCUGAAGAGGCUUCGCAUCAGUGCCGAGGACAAGCAUUCCUCCUGGGAGCAGAGCUUGCUCAUCCACAACAGAGGGAAGGCAGGCUUGUACAGAGGCUGGCAAACAUAUGCGUCCAUCUCAUUCUUAGAUGUGGCUCUUUUAAAGUCGUACAGCAUUGAUAGCGCUUCUGGCCUUGCCAGUGCCUUUCCUGGUUUUUCUUGCUUUAAAAUUCCCGUGCUAAACAACAAGAGCUACGCUGUCACGGUUAUUUACUAG